GAAAACAACUUGCAAAGCAAUGGCAGACUCGGCUCUCUAUACGUACAUUCUUGCAGCCCUUGUUGCCAUCUUGCUCUAUAGAUGGCGAUUCGUCAAUCUUUAUGACAUUCCUACCAUUGGGCCGUCGGUACCUUUCCUGUCUUACAUAGGUGCGAUUCGCCUAUUGAGUCAUGCGAAAGACAUGUUACAAGAAGGCUAUCAGAAGCAUAAAGGUGGAAUAUUCAAGAUUGCUAUGCUGGAUCGUUGGCUCGUCGUCGUCAGUGGUCCGAAGUUGGUAGAAGAACUUCGCAAACUCCCUGAUGAACAAGUUUCUUUCCUCGAAGCAGCACAGGAUCUGGUUCAGAUGAAGUACACAUUCGGGCAUGAAGUGCAUGACGAUCCAAUCCACGUUGAAAUCAUCCGUGCCCACCUGACUCGACACAUCGCUAGCAUCUUCCCGGAUGUCCGAGACGAGAUAGUCUCUGCAUUCAACGACCAUAUUCCUGCAACUUCCGAUCAAUGGAUGCCUGUCUCUGUUCUCCCGGUUAUGCAGAACAUCGUUGCGCGAGUAAGCAAUCGGGUCUUUGUUGGGCUGCCAAUGUGUCGACAUGAGGAAUACCUCAGGCUUGCCAUCACACAUACCAUGACGGUCGCGCGAACAAGGAACUUACUCACCUGGUUCCCGGAACCUCUCAAACCGAUUAUCGGCUUCUUCGUGAACGAAUCGAGGCGUGGCUUGAAGCAUGGUAAAGCGUACCUCGGACCCACAAUUCAAGAUCGCUUGAACAAAAUGCGUGACUUCGGAGCCGACUGGUCAGAUAAGCCUGACGAUAUGCUGCAGUGGACGAUCGACCUUGCCACGGACAAGGGAAAAGGCAUAGGUCAGAUCGUCCAGUAUGUUCUCCUCACCAAUUUUGCAGCCAUUCAUACUUCAUCAAACAGCUUCACUCAGGCGUUGUACCACCUCGCCGCUAACCCCGAGUAUAUCAAACCUCUACGUGAAGAAGUCGACACUGUGAUUAAGGAAGAAGGGUGGACCAAAGUCGCGAUGCAGAAGCUCAAGAAGCUUGACAGCUUCAUGCGCGAGUCUCAACGUAUGAACGGCAUUAAUGGUAUUUCACUCAUGCGUAAGGCCAUGAAGGACAUCAGAUUCUCAAACGGAUUAUUCAUCCCUGCAGGAACUAUGAUCGUUGCUCCUGCAGUCGCUAUGCACAUGGAUGACGAGAACUAUACUAACGCGGAUGUCUUCGAUCCUUGGAGGUUUUCAGAUCUACGCGGCGAGGAAGGCGAAAUCACCAAGCAUCAGUUCGUCAGUACCUCCGUGGACUAUAUUGCCUUCGGACAUGGGAAGCACGCGUGCCCUGGUCGGUUCUUCGCUGCGAAUGAAUUGAAGGCGAUGCUGGCACACACGGUGAUGAACUAUGACGUCAAGUUCGAGAAUGAAGGGGUUCGCCCUCCCAAUGUGUGGUUUGCCACCACGGUAUCCCCGGAUCCCACUGCGAAGGUUCUUUUUAGGAAACGUCAAGACUGUUUCUAGAAUUUGUUACCGAAGGAUAUUGUGCAGACUCGUAUAGGCUAUGAUACAAUGACAGUCGUACAAGCAGGACAGAAUGAUGAUCAUCCAAAUUCACACAUUC
Somion occarium is the source of this 1616-nucleotide messenger RNA. Lineage: Eukaryota; Fungi; Basidiomycota; Agaricomycetes; Polyporales; Cerrenaceae. The record is from the annotation of a GenBank genome assembly.